Messenger RNA from Rhagoletis zephyria (snowberry fruit fly), 384 nucleotides. NCBI's taxonomy places the organism in Eukaryota, Metazoa, Arthropoda, Insecta, Diptera, Tephritidae. The record is from RefSeq and is a predicted model, not a curated record.
AUGAUCUUCUUCAUUACUUUGUCCCUUUUUCUGAUCACCACCCUUGCCUUCUUUUACGUGCUCUACUGGUUUUCAACUUUGGACUGCGACCUUGAGCUAAAGUUUGCCGAACUGUAUGGCCAGAAGAUUGAAAACCUACGCAACAAGGUAAUUUGGAUCACCGGCGCCUCCUCAGGCAUAGGCGAGCACCUGGCGUACGUCCUCGCGUCAACGGGCGCCAAGCUGGCUCUUUCGGGCACCAGUCAGGAGCGACUGGAAAAGGUGGCCAAGAAGUGUAGAGAAUUGAGCAAGUCCCAAGACAACGUUCUGGUGCUGCCCUUCGACAUGACCAACUACGGCGUGCACCAGGCGAUGCUGGAACGGGUGCUAGAGCACUUUGGCCGG